UUUAUCAUCCUCUUGUCCAAUUUUCUCUCUUCCACAAAAUUGCACAGAGCUUCCUCAUGUCCAAUUUUCUAUCUCUUCAACACAAUUGCACAGAGCUUCCUCAUGUCCAGUUUUCCCGCUCUUCCGCAUAAUCACACAUGAGCUUUGUGCAUCAUCCAUAUAAAAACUAGUGGUGUAGGGACCUGCAAAGUAUUUCAACCAUGGCGUGCCUGCGACCUGUCCUUCUGACUCUCUGCCUCUUCUCUCUGCAACUCUUCCUUGUGUGCGUUAAUGGCAACGCAGCUCUGAUCGAGAAGACGUGCAAGACCACGUUGUACUACGAUGUGUGUGUCGCUGCUCUGAAUUCGGACCACUCUAGUGCGAAGGCAGACGUGCCGGGGCUGGCGGCCAUAGCCCUUAAGAAGAGCUUGGGCAAGGCCACUGACACCAAGAAUUACAUCGCAGGGCUCGGCCAGGACCCCGCCAUCAGCGACUGUGCUGAGAACUACGAUGAUGCCGUUGACAACCUUAACCAAUCGGUUGGUGCCCUCGCUUCGCGGGCUUUCGACGAUGUCAACACCUGGGUUUCUGGUGCCAUGACCGAUGCCGACUCCUGUGAAGAUGGCUUUGAGGGAAAGCCUCCCAAUCCCUUGGGCCAGAGGAAUGAAGACCUCAACAAACUUUGCAGCAUCACCUUAGCCAUUGUCAAACUCAUUUGAUUCUCUCUCUCUCUCUCAUGGCGCCUUAAUAAAGCAAAUGAACAGCUCAAUAAUGCCGCACGGCAUAGAAAUUGUUACCAAGUAGGUUUGUGGCCAAGGACUUAUGUUUUGU
Amborella trichopoda is the source of this 810-nucleotide messenger RNA. RefSeq names its product pectinesterase inhibitor. Lineage: Eukaryota; Viridiplantae; Streptophyta; Magnoliopsida; Amborellales; Amborellaceae. The record is from RefSeq and is a predicted model, not a curated record. Gene Ontology annotation, biological process: negative regulation of catalytic activity. Gene Ontology annotation, molecular function: enzyme inhibitor activity.